AUGGCCACUACAACUGAAACCAAGGAAUCCCUACUAUUCACACCGAUAACACUGCGUGGGGUAACCUUAAAAAACCGUAUAUGCGUGGCGCCAAUGUGCCAGUACUCGGCCACUGGCCGGGACGGUGUGGCCACCGAUUGGCAUAUGGUGAGCACCGGUGCCUACGCCCAGGGCGGCGCCGGUCUAGUGAUGUUGGAGGCCACGGCGGUGGAGGCCAGGGGUCGGAUAUCGCCCGGCUGUCUGGGCCUGUGGCAGGAUGACCAGAUCGAGCCGCUGGCCCGAAUCGCCCGGUUUAUCAAAGGCCAAGGAUCGGUGCCGGCCAUACAACUAGCCCAUGCAGGUCGUAAGGCUAGUACAGUUGUGCCGUGGGAUGGCCAUCAUAGUUUGCCGGACUCGGAGGGCGGGUGGCCAACGAUUGGCCCCUCGGCCCUGGCUUUUGGCACACCGGUAUGGAAAGUGCCCAAAGAGGCCACUAUUGAUGAUAUUAAUAAAAUUAAGGAGGCGUGGGUUGGGGCCGCUAUUCGGGCCGUUAAGGCCGGCUUUGAGCUAAUUGAGCUACACUUCGCCCAUGGUUACCUGGUCAGCACAUUCCUGUCACCGGUGAGUAACCAACGCCGUGACAAAUACGGCGGGAGUUACGAAAACCGGGUGCGACUCGCGCUAGAAAUAGCCGGCGCCGUACGCCAGGCCCUACCGGACACCGUAGCGCUCGGCGUACGCGUAUCGGUCGCGGACUACGAGCCCAGGGGCUGGGACUUGGCUCAGACCAUACAACUGGCCCGUGAGCUCAAAGCGCUGGGCGUAGACUUUCUCGACUGUAGCUCCGGGGGUGUCAGUCGGGACAUUGACUACAACGCGCUAAACACACCGGACACUCAGAUCGAGGCGGCGGGUCGUGUGCUCCGGGAGACGGGACUCCCUACCGGAGCUGUAGGUAAAAUUGUCGACCCCCAUCACGCUGAAAAUAUACUACGUUCGGGUGGUGCCAGCUUAAUAUUUAUUGGCCGGGCAUUCCUGGACAACCCUCACUGGCCCUUUGUGGCGGCCGACGCCCUGGCCACCCAUGAUACUUUUCAGUACCCACCGCAGUAUGACUGGUGUAUCGGAUGGAAAGGGUUUUUCAAGUGGCGCCAGGAGGCUAAACAGGGGGUUAGGCAACCCCUGCUGGGUAUGAGUAUAGCGCAAGUGUUGCCU
Molecule: messenger RNA, 1194 nt
Organism: Medioppia subpectinata
Lineage: Eukaryota; Metazoa; Arthropoda; Arachnida; Sarcoptiformes; Oppiidae
Source: the annotation of a GenBank genome assembly